Leptonychotes weddellii (Weddell seal) is the source of this 4394-nucleotide messenger RNA. The record is from RefSeq and is a predicted model, not a curated record. NCBI's taxonomy places the organism in Eukaryota, Metazoa, Chordata, Mammalia, Carnivora, Phocidae.
CCGCUGCCGCUGCCGCCGCGCCUGCUGCGAGAUGGCGAUCUUGGGCGCGGAAGGGUGAGGGCGCCCGCCACUGGAGGAGGCGCUGCUGCUGUGGCCGCCCGACCGCCGGGAGCCGACAGCUUUGCGCCGGGUUUGUCUCCUCACUAGACUAUGAGCUCCUUGAAAGAAGGAAUCGUGUCUUACUCAUCUUUAUAUCCCCAGUGUCUAGCACAGUUCCUGGUACAUAGUAUAAGCUGAAUAUUGGGACAUGGCCACUGCUUCACCACGAUCUGAUACUAGUAAUAACGACAAUGGAAGGUUACAGUUACAGGUAACUGUUUCUAGUGCCAAACUAAAAAGAAAAAAGAACUGGUUUGGAACAGCAAUAUAUACAGAAGUAGUUGUAGAUGGAGAAAUUAAGAAAACAGCAAAAUCCAGUAGUUCUUCUAAUCCAAAAUGGGAUGAACAGCUAACGGUAAAUGUGACCCCACAGACUACAUUGGAAUUUCGAGUUUGGAGUCAUUAUACUUUAAAAGCUGAUGCUUUAUUAGGAAGAGCAACAAUAGAUCUGAAACAAGCUCUGUUAAUACACAAUAGAAAAUUGGAAAGAGUGAAAGAACAAUUAAAACUUUCUUUGGAAAACAAGAAUGGCAUAGUGCAAACUGGUGAAUUAACAGUUGUGCUUGAUGGGCUGGUGAUUGAGCAAGAAAAUCUAACAAACUGCAGCUCAUCUCCAACCAUAGAAAUACAGCAAAAUGGUGAUGCCUUACAUGAAAAUGGAGACCCUUCAACAAGACCAACCUCCAGAAAGGUAUACUUAAUGGCUUCUCCAAAUUUACCGUUCGUCUUACUGAUUUUUCUCUUUUCAGUUAAUGGAGAAUCAUCCUCAUCUGCACCAACCAAUAAUGCUUCCACCACGGGUACUGCAACAGGACCUGAAGAAACCGCCUUGUCUUCAAAUUGCGCUACUACUACUGUUGAAGAUCCUCCACAAGAAAUACUGACUUCCUCAGAAAACAAUGAAUGUAUUCUUUCUAACAGUGCAGCAUUUGGAUCUGAAGCUAGAAGUACUUUAGACCCUGCUGCCUCUAAUUCUGGAAAUAAUUCUGCUACUGAGGCAGCCAAAUUAAGACAGCCAGAUGGGUGUGCGGAACCUGUACGGCAACAGUCUGGAAAUACCAACACAGAAACUUUGCCAUCAGGGUGGGAACAGAGAAAAGAUCCUCAUGGUAGAACUUAUUACGUGGAUCAUAACACUCGAACGACCACAUGGGAGAGGCCGCAACCUUUACCUCCAGGUUGGGAAAGAAGAGUUGAUGAUCGCGGCAGAGUUUAUUACGUGGAUCAUAACACCAGAACAACCACGUGGCAGCGACCCACCAUGGAGUCUGUCCGCAACUUUGAGCAGUGGCAGUCUCAGCGGAACCAGUUGCAGGGAGCGAUGCAGCAGUUCAACCAGCGAUACCUCUAUUCGGCUUCAAUGUUAGCUGCAGAAAAUGACCCAUAUGGGCCUUUGCCACCAGGCUGGGAAAAAAGAGUGGAUUCAACCGACAGGGUUUACUUUGUGAAUCAUAACACAAAAACAACCCAGUGGGAAGAUCCCAGAACUCAAGGCUUACAGAAUGAAGAACCCUUGCCAGAAGGCUGGGAAAUUAGGUAUACUCGGGAAGGUGUUAGGUACUUUGUUGAUCAUAAUACAAGAACAACAACAUUCAAAGAUCCUCGCAAUGGGAAGUCAUCUGUAACUAAAGGUGGUCCACAGAUUGCUUAUGAACGCAGCUUUAGGUGGAAACUUGCUCACUUUCGUUAUUUGUGCCAGUCAAAUGCACUACCCAGUCAUGUAAAGAUCAAUGUAUCCCGGCAGACACUGUUCGAAGAUUCCUUCCAACAGAUUAUGGCAUUAAAACCUUAUGACUUGAGAAGGCGAUUAUAUGUAAUAUUUAGAGGAGAAGAAGGACUUGAUUAUGGUGGUCUAGCAAGAGAAUGGUUUUUCUUGCUUUCACAUGAAGUUUUGAACCCUAUGUAUUGCUUAUUUGAGUAUGCUGGCAAGAACAACUAUUGCCUACAAAUAAAUCCAGCAUCAACCAUUAACCCAGACCAUCUUUCAUACUUCUGUUUUAUUGGUCGCUUUAUUGCUAUGGCACUUUUUCAUGGGAAGUUUAUUGAUACUGGUUUCUCUUUACCAUUCUACAAGCGUAUGCUAAGUAAAAAACUGACUAUUAAGGAUUUGGAAUCUAUUGAUACUGAAUUUUAUAAUUCCCUUAUCUGGAUAAGAGACAACAACAUUGAAGAAUGUGGCUUAGAAAUGUACUUUUCUGUUGACAUGGAAAUUUUGGGAAAGGUUACUUCGCAUGACCUGAAGUUGGGAGGUUCCAAUAUCCUGGUGACUGAGGAGAACAAAGAUGAAUAUAUUGGUUUAAUGACAGAGUGGCGUUUUUCUCGAGGAGUGCAGGAACAGACCAAAGCUUUCCUUGAUGGUUUCAAUGAAGUUGUCCCUCUUCAAUGGCUACAGUACUUUGAUGAGAAAGAAUUGGAGGUUAUGUUGUGUGGCAUGCAGGAGGUUGACUUGGCAGAUUGGCAGAGAAAUACUGUGUAUCGACAUUAUACAAGAAACAGCAAGCAAAUCAUUUGGUUUUGGCAGUUUGUGAAGGAGACAGACAAUGAAGUAAGGAUGCGACUGUUACAGUUUGUCACCGGAACCUGCCGUUUACCUCUAGGAGGAUUUGCUGAGCUCAUGGGAAGUAAUGGGCCUCAAAAAUUUUGCAUUGAAAAAGUUGGCAAAGACACCUGGUUACCAAGAAGCCACACGUGUUUUAAUCGCUUGGAUCUACCACCAUAUAAGAGUUAUGAACAACUAAAGGAAAAACUUCUUUUUGCAAUAGAAGAGACAGAGGGAUUUGGACAAGAAUGAAUGUGGCUUCUUGUCUUGGAGGAGCUCUUGCAUUUAAAUACCCCAGCCAAGAAAAAUUGCACAGAUAGUGUAUAGAAGCUGUUCAUUCUGUACAGUGAAUUUUCUGAACCUCUCAAAGUAUAAAUGUUUUCCGUUCUUCCACAGAAAUAUGCAAAACAGUUCAUCCUUUUCUACUUUAUUUAUUGUUCCCUUGAAGUGACUGACCAGGAAAAAGAUCAUCCUUAAAUUCUGAAGCAAGCAAGAGACUUUAUUAAAAAUAAGUAUAUAUCUAUAUAAGCAUAUAUGAUAGUGGCUCUAGUUUUAUAGAGCUCUGAGUAUAUUAAACAUGACAGCCGUUCAUUCAGAAAAAAAAUCUGGAUUUGCUUUACCUUGUUUCUAGUAUCCAGAGGAAAAAGUACAAAUUGCUUCAUGAUCUUCUCCCUUAUGUAACACCUUUUGAGGGUGUUUAGUUGCAUGGCUGUUCAGGAAGGUAUUAAGGGCUUAGGCCAAAUCUUACUUUGAGUAUGUUAAAAAAUGCUGCUGGCUUUUCUGAAGACAGGCAUUUGAACCUGUCAGUUCGUUUUAAAUAAAUACAAUAGUUGAAAAUUUUCCCUCUUUGCUACAUCACUAAUACAGUCAAAGUAAUGAAUGAAACCAUAAUGUACGCGUAAGUCAUACACUAUAGCCGAUGUCAUUUAGUUUAUUCUAGAGAUUGGAAAGAAUUCAUUAAGCAGCAAAGAGGUUUGUUUGUUUACAUGUUACUUUGGGAUGCUAGGUAUUUGUGGAGUUAAAAAGAAUCAGGUACUUACGUACUUUUGUUUUUAAAUCUGUGCUGUUCUUUAAAUUUUAUUCAUAAUAAAUUGAUGCAGUUUGAUACUUAGGAACAUAUAAUAAGGUAAUGUGAACAUUUCUGCUUUUGUGUUCAGAGUUUUGGUUUUAUAAAACCAGAUGGACUGAAGAGUUGUAUAAGCAUUUGAACACUCAAAUGAAAACUAUUUUCUAUUUUAGUGUUCAUGUAUCUUCAUUCCUCUUAAUUUCAUGAAAAUUUUAUGAUCUGAAUUAUAUAAGCAUACUAAAGAAUCUUUUGGUCCCCACCCCCCCUUUUUACAUAGAUCAAAACAUUAUUUUUUGUCCUAAUAACUUUUUAAUUUUUCAUUAUCAAGGGCAUUUGCUGAACUCGAAGAUGUAUAACAAAUUAAAAUCUGAUGUGAAUGAUACUAAUGCUAUUUUAGCAAACUGGGCUUCCUUGUUAAUAACAAAAAUUUCAAUUUCCAUUUGUAUCAUUUCAGUAUGCAGUGUAAAUUUCAGGAAGUUAAAAUUUUUUUUAUAACCAUGAACUGACAUCUUACAAUGUUAUCUGUAACAUAUUUAACUGCUAAGUACAUAUGGAAAAUACUAGUAUACAAUUUAAUUUCCCUAAACAGUUUUUGUUUUGCCAAAAUUUUAUUUUUCUACAUAUUAGAUUGUGUUCUGCACUUCUAUUCAAAGUUCAUAGUAAAGAUGAAAUAAAGGCAGUGAUCCACUA